AUCAUCAUAAUAACAAUGACAAUGACAAUGACAAUGUCAAUUAGAUUUCCCUCUAUCUCAUUUUCACUUUCCCCUUUUCUUUCAUUGUAUCGCACCCGCUCCCGCCUCCUACCUUUAUGCCCGCUGGUUCGAUCCUCCGUUCUUCUCUCUCAUUGGGCGAUUCGCUUGACGACCUUCAUCGCCGGUCUCCUCACGACCUUCACCGCCUGCCGCCUCAGCAACCACCAAUCGUUGUCUGUAAUCGGUAAGACAGGGUUCCCUUGUAACAAUCUUGUCCAUUUUUUUAAGCUGUUAUCGAUUGAAAUCAUCUCAAGGUAUUGUAAUCGAACCAGUUCACGUUCUUUUCCUCUCCAUCUGUCUGCCUCUCGAAUCCAGCUAGCAUAACAAAUUUGGUGAAGAAUGAGACGAAAUUGAUGUAACUUGCACUUCUAGGAGCUGGUAAACAACCUCAGAAAUCAAUCGCAAUAUGGAAGAUCUCUUACGAGGGAAUAAGUAAUUGUUGUUGUUGCUGUUUUUGCUGUUGCUGUUUGCUGUUUUUAGUGUUGCUGAUUGUUUUUGCUAUUUUUCGAUGUUGCUGCUUUUGCUGUUAUGAUUUACAAUUUGAUUGAAUAUGGUAUUUGAUAAAAAAUUGGAAAUUUUUAAA
Molecule: messenger RNA, 643 nt
Organism: Lactuca sativa (garden lettuce)
Lineage: Eukaryota; Viridiplantae; Streptophyta; Magnoliopsida; Asterales; Asteraceae
Source: RefSeq, a predicted model, not a curated record